UAUAAAUACGACAGAUCUCAAAUGAACUGUCAAGACAUAGAGAAAGUCUCUGUCGCAAAUAUCCAUUCUUUCCAAUAUCAUUAGUUGCACACACACUAAUUUAAUUUAGAGAUAAAACACAUUUAAGACACUACACAAUUCUCCUCCUUCCCUCGUCUCUGUGUGUGUCUGUCUAUAGACAACAAAAUGAGAGAGUUAGCAUCAUGUCUGAGCGAUCACGCAGUGCAGGUCUCGGACACAUCGUGCUCAAGCUACAAAAACAUAAAGCCCUGCAUCAUAUCCGCCCCUUCCAUCCAAAACAGCGUGACAUGUCUCUACAGAAGCACCCUGAAGCAGAUGACGAUGACGCUGACGUGGAGCCGCACCGCCUCCUCCCACGCCCUCACCAUCUCCUUCGACGACGAUCCCUCCGUCACUUUCAAAAUCGCCUCCAAUAAUUCCCGCCUAUUCCGCAAAUCCAAAGGCUCCAAGUCUCUCCACCUCCGCUCCUCCUCCUCCAAAAUCGACCUCUUCUGGGACCUCUCGGCCGCCCGCUACCACCCCGGCCCGGAGCCCCUCGACGGCUUCUACCUCGCCGUGGUCGUCGACUCCGCCCUCGCCCUGCUCCUCGGCGACAAGGCGGCGCCCCACCCUCACCAAUUCGGCGCCAGCGCGGAUAACAAAUUGGCGCUGGUGUCGCGGCAGGAGCACCUGUCCGGGAGCGCGGUGUACUCGACGAGGGCGAGAUUCAGCGAGGGCGGCGGCGCGCACGAUGUGUCCAUCCGGUAUGGGGAGAUGGAGCGGAAUCCGAUUCUGUGGGUGUGCGUGGACAAGAAGACGGUGAUGAAGGUGAGGAAGGUGCAGUGGAAUUUCAGGGGGAAUCACACGAUUUUUGUGGACGGAAUGCUGGUGGAUUUGCUGUGGGAUGUUCAUGACUGGUUCUACAAUCCGGAUUCCGGAUGUGCCGUCUUCAUGUUCAAGCCGAGGUCCACCGGAUUGGAUAGCACUACAUUCUGGAUGCACGACAACGACAAUUCUCCUCCUCAUCAUCGUCGCCAUCUUGAUUUCUCUUUCAUGAUUUGUGCUUGUAAGAACUAAGUCAAUUCAUGUCUAAUUUUGCUUCAUUUCCUUUUUUUUCCCCAAUUGAAACGACUUUAUAAUUAAUUCAUUUGAUUCACGAGUUUAUAUUUUA
Molecule: messenger RNA, 1171 nt
Organism: Salvia hispanica
Lineage: Eukaryota; Viridiplantae; Streptophyta; Magnoliopsida; Lamiales; Lamiaceae
Source: RefSeq, a predicted model, not a curated record